AUGCGAGUUACUUCAUCUCAAAGAAAACAAAUGGGCGAAGAGGAACAAAUGAUUGAUUCAUUCACAACAGCUGAUGAGAUCUCUGAUGUGACCUUAAUUGUAGAAGAGAAGAAGAUCUUUGCUCAUAAAUCUAUUCUCGCAAAAGUGUCACCUGUCUUCGGGCGAAUGUUAUUCUCGUCAGGAUUUCGUGAAUCUAGAACAAGUGAAAUUAACCUUCCGGGCAAACAAUACCUUCACAUUGUUGAACUAUUAAAAUGUGUCUAUCCAAAUAUAUUGAAACCAAUCGAUAAUGUCAAUGCAACAUAUCUUCUUCCAUUAUCUGAUGAAUAUUCAAUAUUGAUUCUACGUAAAAAUAUCGAACGUUUCCUAAUUUCAUCAACGACCAACAUCGCUUCGUAUAAAUACGGUGAUAACCAAACGCGCCUAUUUGAUCUACUUGCAUUAGCUCAGUUGUAUCGUUUGAACAAACUUGAAGAACAUAUCUGUGAACAACUAACCAGUCAUUUCGAUAUGGGACAAUGGAAUAAGCCUGAACUUCCAAUUAAAUUACGUUGUCAUCUUCUGGAAUUGUUCGUACAAAAACAACAAGCGAAACUAAAGGAUAAACAAACGAAAUUGAAAGAAUCGGAAGAUCUAUGUUUGAAGCAAAAGUUCGAAAUUCAACGUUUGAAAAGUCAACUAGAAACUUCAUCGUUCGAUGAAAUAAUCCUACAGAGCAUAGUUAUGACAAAGAAGAUCGCGUAUUGA
This is a messenger RNA of Adineta ricciae, 747 nucleotides long. The record is from the annotation of a GenBank genome assembly. NCBI's taxonomy places the organism in Eukaryota, Metazoa, Rotifera, Eurotatoria, Adinetida, Adinetidae.